Molecule: messenger RNA, 776 nt
Organism: Camellia sinensis
Lineage: Eukaryota; Viridiplantae; Streptophyta; Magnoliopsida; Ericales; Theaceae
Source: RefSeq, a predicted model, not a curated record
UUUUACCCUUUUCCCAUCUUAUAAAAACCUCCUCUCCUCAAGCUUUCCUCCACCUCAAAAACACCAAUUUCUUCCACCUGAUCCCCCACCUGAAAGCCCAAUUCCAAAUUCACUCAAAAAAGUUUAAAGCCAUGCAAUCCAUUGAUGUUUCAGAACUUCAUUAUCUAGUUCCUUCACAUCCAAAUCCAUAUCCGUCUCAUUUUAGUUUGACCCAGAACAACACACCUGCAUUUCAGCUUAGCAGAUCCUCUAAUCCUUUAUAUCAUCUUCAGAUCAAUCCUCAAGUUCAAGAAUUUAACCUACGGUCGACAUGUUUCAGCAGUAACUCAACUUCAGAUGAAGCAGAUGAACAACAAAUAAGUCUCAUCAAUGAGAGGAAGCAGAGGAGAAUGAUAUCUAAUAGAGAGUCAGCACGUCGAUCGCGUAUGCGCAAGCAGAAGCACCUGGAUGAGCUCUGGUCACAGGUUGUUUGGCUCCGAAAUGAGAAUCACCAACUCAUGGAUAAGUUAAACCAUGUUUCGGAAUCCCGAGACAAGGCCCUUAAAGAGAAUGCUCAGCUCAAAGAAGCAGCUUCAGAACUUCGUCAGAUGAUCGCCGACAUGAAUAUCAAUAGUCCUGAUCCUACGAGUUCUGCAGGUCUUCUUCCUUGAGAUGAAGACCGUGAUUUUAUUUCUCCAUUAUCCCUUUUCUAAGUCCAUCCAUAAUUUCUAUUGUUCUAAUAUGCAAUAGAUUGAGUGAAGAAAAAUGGAAUAACAUCUUUGCUCAUUUCAUUCUUA